This is a messenger RNA of Aedes albopictus (Asian tiger mosquito), 721 nucleotides long. It is a transcript of the gene apn, whose product is annotated as protein apnoia. NCBI's taxonomy places the organism in Eukaryota, Metazoa, Arthropoda, Insecta, Diptera, Culicidae. Bases 336 to 698 code for a protein of 120 amino acids. The record is from RefSeq and is a predicted model, not a curated record. The transcript is spliced from 3 exons.
ACCACAAUAUCGCUUGCAUCAACCGCGAGCACCUAUGGUGUGCGGGUGGUGAUACGCAUUUUGGCAACUGUCGUCGCAUGGCGUCGUAAACGAAGACAAUAAUCGGACGGAACCCCGGAAUAGAGGAAACAAAAAUAUGCGUCCGAAAUGUCGUCCCCGCUCGUAAUUCCCAUUGUCGCUCGAAUCAAUUAUUUAAAAGACCCGGGUGGCCAAAUUUUGGAACGCAGUCGAACUUUGAGUGUCGUGACAAUUCGAUCGUACCUAUACCUAAAUUCGUGACGUUUUCUCUCACAUUAGCAAAGUGCUCCGGAUUUCUAGGCUUCAACGCUUCAACGAUGGCUUCCAACUACGAAAAAGUGAUUCUUGCCUGCAUGGUUCUGUGCUGCCUGGUGGCUUUGGUGCGAUGUGAAGACGAAGAUCAAGAUGUUGCAGAGGGUAGAACCUUCGGUCAUCACUUCUUGAAACGAAUGAGCUUUGCUGUGGUCCCAACGGCGUUCGUUGUUGGAGUCAUCACCACCCUGCUGUCCGCCCUUACAGUUGUUUCGAUGAAGGGAUUGGGUGUUGGAGUCAUUCUUCUAGUACUUGCCGUGUCGCAAAUCAUAGCAAGAAGCUCCAACCCAAUCCCACUUCCGCCACCAGUCGCUUAUGCUGCUCCUGCGCCACCAUCCGUUCCGAUCCUGUACCAUAAAGACUGGUAGAUCAUCCUCCCCUAAAACUGAGC